Molecule: messenger RNA, 627 nt
Organism: Penicillium manginii
Lineage: Eukaryota; Fungi; Ascomycota; Eurotiomycetes; Eurotiales; Aspergillaceae
Exons: 1
Coding region: 1-627 (208 amino acids)
Source: RefSeq, a predicted model, not a curated record
AUGGAGUUCGAAAACAAGAUACAAAGUCAAACAGAGCAUACCGAGUAUACUGUCACCGGCGGCUCCUGGAACGCUGAAUACCAGGUAGUGUUGGACAGUACCACGCUAUACCACGUCAAAAACGAAAGUCCCACGCCAGAUAAACCUCAGCUCACCUUCUUCGCCGGCAACGGCGCUAACGGUCCAAUCGUGGGCUCGGCAAAAUCGGUCCGUUUUUCAUCUGAUAUCCAAAUUACACUAGAAAGCAACAGUCUCGAUAAAACAUCUACCUCGGCUAGAUUGAGCAAAAAGGGAUUGAUAACAACGCGUCAUGUCUUUGAGACGGAAAUCAGUCAUCAGAAGCGGACUUUCACGUGGAAAAGCUCCGAGAUGAUUGAUAGUUUUGGGCCUUUUCAAAGCCUUAAGCUGGUCGAUGAAGAGAACAACGUCAUAGCAUGUUUCUUUCCUGGUGGUACUAGACUGAAGCCAAAUGGUGCAUUGCUUCUUUAUGUCGAUCUUGGAGAGAGUUUCGUGCUGAUGAUUCUGAUGGCUGCGCUUGCUUUGAGAGAGAAACAAAGACGCUCCGCGAAUGGUGGAUAUGGUGCUGGUUUGCCGCUUCCUGGUUCGGCAGGUUCGGCAGGUGGUUGA